This is a messenger RNA of Hirsutella rhossiliensis, 1470 nucleotides long. RefSeq names its product pregnancy-associated plasma protein-A domain-containing protein. Bases 1 to 1470 code for a protein of 489 amino acids. The transcript is spliced from 3 exons. The record is from RefSeq and is a predicted model, not a curated record. Lineage: Eukaryota; Fungi; Ascomycota; Sordariomycetes; Hypocreales; Ophiocordycipitaceae. Gene Ontology annotation, molecular function: metallopeptidase activity.
AUGAUUACCCAGCCCCUUGUCGUUGCUGGCUUCAUGGCCACGGCCACCAUGGCCGGCGUCAUCGAGCGCGGAGAGGACACGUCCAUUUGCGGUGCUCCAAGCCCCAGCAACGAGCAGAUGCAAUCCUUCAAGUCCCUCAUGGCCCGGUCUGCCGAAGGGGGGAUCUUCAACCGCCAGGCCGGUGACGACCAGCCCCUCGAGAUCGCCACUUUUAUCCAUGUCGUUGCUGAAGACAACACGCUGGAAGGAGGCAUGCUCAGUAACGAGUCCGUGAGCAAGUCCGUGGAGAUUAUGAACACGCUCUACGCCCCGGCCAAAAUCUCGUUCAAGAUUCAGGACGUGACGUUUACCGAAGACCGCAACUUGGCCACAUACGGAGACGACCGCGGCAUUGCUAUGAAGCAGCAGCUCCGCCAGGGCGACUCGAGCGUGCUCAACCUCUACUACGUCCGGAACUUUGGCAGGCCCGGGCUCAAAGGAGAAUGCACCUUUCCCACGGCUCCCGGAAGAGGAGACCCUAUGGAUGGGUGCGCUGUCGCCUCCGAUUCUAUCCCCGGGGGACCGACUGAGAGGCGCGGCCAGCGCCAGCCGAACUUCCCGAGCCGGCCCAACACCAUGAACGGCCGGGAGGCGCGCAAAAACGACCCUAACGACUUUGGCAUCACAAAGGUGGGCACCCACGAGGUCGGCCACUGGUUCGGCCUGCCGCAUACCUUUUCCGAGGAUGGCACCUGCAGAGCAAUCGGCGACACGCCUCCCGAGUCGGGGCCGGCUAUGAUGUGCCGUACGGGGCAGAACCGGUGCGGCGUCACGCCGGCUCAGGAGGAGGAGCUGAACCAGAACAUCAUGAGCUACGCGGACUGCCCAAAGCAGGCAUUCACUCAGGGUCAGAUGCAGUAUAUGAGACAGAAUUUCAGAGAGCGCCGCCAGACGGAUGGAAACAGCCAGGGCAGCGCAGGACGGGGAUCCGGAAGACCAAACGGACCCGGUGGACCCGGUGGCCCGGGCCCGAGACCGGGUCCUCGUCCUGGGCAGCCCAUGCCGAAUCCCGGACAACCCUUGCCAAAUCCUGGCGAGCCAAUGCCAAAUCCCGGCCAGCCAAUGCCAAAUCCCGGCCGGCCCAUGCCAAAUCCCGGCUGGCCCAUGCCAAGUCCCGGCCGGCCCAUGCCGAAUCCCGGAUCACCCUUCCCGGGCGCCGAAGGCCCAGCCGGCAGACCCGGUGGCAGUCCGGCCAUGCCUCCUUUCCCGGGCGUGUCUUCCGACGGUGGCCCGGCCCAACCACAGGAGCUUCCGGGCUUCCCCCCCUUUCCCGGCUUUGACCCCAACGAGCUUCCACCUCAAGACGGGGGGGCCAUCAUAGAGGCAGAUGAUUCCGCCCCCGUCGUCCAGGCUGCGCCGCCCCCGGGCCCCGACGGAUUCCAAGACGAUGGACUCGAGCCAUUUGACGCUCCGAUCCAAAUCUACUACUGA